AUGAACAUACUCAACAAAGCAACUUUAGGAGGUGGAUGUUUUUGGUGCAUUGAAGCUGUUUACAGGAGAAUAUAGGGAGUAUCUGAAGUUUAUUCUGGAUAUAGUGGAGGUGCAUUAAAAAGCACUGCCAAUUAUAAAGAUGUAUGUAAAGGAAAUACAGGACAUGCUGAAGUCGUAUAAGUGCUUUUCGAUCAAAACAAGGUGGAUUAUAAGGAUUUACUCUACAUCUUCUUUGCAUCACAUGAUCCAACUACUUUAAACAGAUAAGGUAAUGAUGAAGGGGAACAAUAUCGUUCAAUUAUUUUUUAUCAUAGUGAGUAACAGAAGGCAAUAGUCAAUGAAGUUAUAAAGGAACUACAAAAAGAAUACAAGAAUCCAAUUGUGACUCAAGUGGUGGAGUUUAAAGAAUUUUAUAAAGCCGAAGAUUAUCACCAGGGUUAUUAUGAUAUCAACCCAAACGAAGGCUAUUGUAGAGCUGUAAUAUCUCCAAAGAUCAAGAAGAUUAUUCAGAAAUAUCAAACAUAACUUAAGCCAGAAUAUUAAUGA
Molecule: messenger RNA, 546 nt
Organism: Paramecium tetraurelia
Lineage: Eukaryota; Ciliophora; Oligohymenophorea; Peniculida; Parameciidae
Exons: 1
Molecular function (GO): peptide-methionine (S)-S-oxide reductase activity
Source: RefSeq, a predicted model, not a curated record